This is a messenger RNA of Anoplopoma fimbria (sablefish), 1634 nucleotides long. It is a transcript of the gene cbx8a, whose product is annotated as chromobox homolog 8a (Pc class homolog, Drosophila). NCBI's taxonomy places the organism in Eukaryota, Metazoa, Chordata, Actinopteri, Perciformes, Anoplopomatidae. The record is from RefSeq and is a predicted model, not a curated record. The transcript has 5 exons. Bases 198 to 1310 code for a protein of 370 amino acids.
UAGCAACAACUGAGCCUGUGUGCUCCACCGCGAUCCGUCCUUCCGACUGCGGUGCCUGGCAACAAGAAAAAGACGUGAUGACGUCCUCUCCAGAUCGCGUAUUAUGGGAUGUGCGGAAUUAAAACAACCCGAAGAGGACGCGGGGGAAGCCUUGAAUAAUAAAAGAGGACAGAAAUAAACGAGGUGUAUGGUGGAUCAUGGAGCUCUCGGCUGUCGGUGAGAGCGUCUUCGCAGCCGAGUCCAUCAUUAAACGGAGGAUCAGACGGGGUCGCUGGGAAUAUCUCGUGAAAUGGAAGGGCUGGUCUCAGAAGUACAGCACUUGGGAGCCGGAGGAAAACAUUCUGGAUGAACGUCUCUUCGCUGCCUUCGAGGAGAGGGAGCGCGAAAGAGAGCUGUUCGGGCCGAAGAAGAGGGGCCCCAAACCUGAGACAUUUCUCUUGAAGGCCAAAGCCAAAGCCAAAGAAAAGACGUAUGAAUUUAGUCGAGAGGCUCCGAGGGGGAUCCAGGUUUCCUAUCCCAUCCCGGAGCCUGUCAUAACACCGAGGGCCCGGGAGGGUUUACGCGCCGUGGUUCCCACAAUCUUCCCACCGAGCUCGGUCAACAGAGGUGAAAGUGUCCACAUCCGACCACCAGAGCCGGAGAGGAGGCCUCGGCCGGCUCCACCAGCUCCUCUGACCGUCCAAGAAGCCGCUCGGUUCCCCAAAAAGAGAGGACGCAAACCGAAGCAGCAUCCACAUUAUGAUCACGAUGACGGAGGCAGCUCGGUGGAGCCGGACACCAAACGGAGCAGGCCGUCGGAGGAGGAGGAGGAGGAGGAGGAGGAGGAGGAGCCGGGGUCACACGGGUUGUCCAACAUGUCCCGACGCCUGCUCCUCCACCGCGGAGAGACGUCAGAUCAGAGCCUCAUCCAGCUCACCAGGAGGUUUCAGGAGGAGACCACCAUCACACCCAAACACAGCAGCGCGCAGAGGCACGCGGGGGUGUCGUCGUACAGCUGUGCGUUUCGACCAGAUGUGGGCGACAGUGAUCGAAGGGAGCACAGGACUAAAUGUUUGUCCAGGGUGUGUGUCCCUCGGCCCGGCUGCUCCACAGAACACCGGAGACACCAGGUGAAGGAGAGCAGCCUGCCCGGCGUCGUCUCCACGGAGCCCGAGGCCAUCCAGGACCAGUCCACCAAACCAGCCUCGACCUGGACCCCCAGUUUAACCAGUCUGGACACUGUGACCGUGACAGAUGUCACCAUGAACUUCUUGACAGUCACCGUCAGAGAAAGCAACACCGAGAAAGGCUUUUUCAGAGGGAAGCGAUAAGUAGGCCCAGCGCUUCAGAUGUAGGUCAGAUGAAGCUAAUAUAUGCGUAAAUAGGCUACAAACUAACACACCUACUGUAUUACUAUAUAUUUUUUUUCUAUGUAACUUUCAAACGUGUACAUACAAAUAUUUAAUACGCUGCUGAGAAAAUUAAAAAAUGAAAGUGAUUGUGAGUUAAUGUUUUUGUGCUCAUUCCUGUCGACUUUGUCUUUUUUUUUUUAGAAACUGUUCAACCAUGUCAUUCACUAUAAAACACACGUUAUCAUUUAAUUUGUUGAAUCAUCCCACAAUAAGAUUGUAUAAGAAUAAAUGCAACCAACUAUU